This is a messenger RNA of Kuraishia capsulata CBS 1993, 852 nucleotides long. RefSeq lists its product as uncharacterized. The transcript has a single exon. Lineage: Eukaryota; Fungi; Ascomycota; Pichiomycetes; Pichiales; Pichiaceae. Bases 1 to 852 code for a protein of 283 amino acids. The record is from RefSeq and is a predicted model, not a curated record.
AUGACGCCGUCUCUGGAAGACCUGGUAAUCGGGUGCUACGCCUCAAACACAUUUGGCUCCAACUGGCGCGACACGAACCUAGAACAGUCCGAUGAUUUUCGAGCCUUUACCAUAGAAAAGCAUUGUUUUGAGAACCUCAAGUUUCUCGUGGAAAUCGUCCGGUACGAGAAUCUAUGGAACCAGAUGUUUGAGGAGCGCCAUGUCUCCGUGCUCAAGUGCAAGAAGUGCGGUCCACGAUGUCUCCCCCGUCGCAUUUCGAAGAACAGUGAGGUAUCUUGCCUUUCAUGUGAUGAUCCAGCGACUGACAACAAGACUGAACCCAAAGGUGAAUCGGAUUCAGAUGCCAAGACAUCUGAAACAUUGCUUCUCCAAAAAGACGAUCCCCGUGGAAACGAGCUAACCGCACAAUGGCACGAGAUAAUGGAAAAAUAUAUCUACGAUGACGCACCCUACCAGAUAAACCUUCCAGAUGACAUACAUGGUGGGAUAAUUGCUGCUGACCGAGAUGACACUAUUCAGUAUCAUUCACCAGUGGUUCUGCUGGGAGCUCAACGGUUCACGCUAGAGUUGCUACGCGAAAACGCUUACUCGCCAUUCAUCAUAGACAGAGAACAACCUCAAGAGAACGGAAAGAAUCACGGAUCGGAACAUCAUGAGUUUGAAGAACAUGUUAACAGAUCCGUCCUACUCAUGCCAGGGCCCUGUGGGGUUAAAGGAUCGACGAAAGACUACCAGCCGACGGCACCGGCGAUUGCUCCCGUAGAGCGUUCCGUGAAAAAGUUCUCAAUCCGCAAUCAGCUCAGCAGAUUCAGAUCGAACACUUUAACGAAGUCGAAGACGAAAACGAAAUGA